Rubroshorea leprosula is the source of this 1641-nucleotide messenger RNA. The record is from the annotation of a GenBank genome assembly. Lineage: Eukaryota; Viridiplantae; Streptophyta; Magnoliopsida; Malvales; Dipterocarpaceae.
GGUGCAGAUUGUGGGAAGAGCUUUUUGGCUCUAAAAGCACAAGCUGCACCAAACGGGUCAACAGUGGUAGGGUAGCCUGUGGAAAACAGUGGUUGCCGGCUCCAUCUGUUCAAGUACCGUUUGCAAUUGCAAGUUGCAAUGUCCUGUCUACUCACAGUGGUAGGGUAGCCUGUGGUUUUCGUAAGGGUUUCUUUAAACUCCAUCAAUGGCAUCCGUAACAAUCUUCAGAAAACUUAAUCGGUUCCAGAAGCGAACUUUUUCUUUCAAAACCAUCGAAGCAAGGUGGACUGAGAUGACGAGCCCUUACACUCAGAAGCCUUCUGUUCGUAAUUUCUCGGAAGGAGUUGCGGCGGCUGAGUCGUCUUCCAAUCUCAUUUUAUAUUCCUUCUGGCAGAGCUCGUGCUCUUGGCGUGUUCGCUUCGCUUUGAACCUCAAAGGGCUUCCCUACGAGUACAGGGCAGUGAAUCUUUCCAAAGGAGAGCAACAUACUCCAGAGUUUGAAAAGAUAAACCCUCUUCGAUAUGUUCCUGUUUUAGUUGAUGGUGAUGUGAUUAUCUCAGAUUCAUAUGCUAUAUCGCUGUUUUUGGAAGAAAAGUAUCCUCAAAGACCCCUCUUACCCACUGAUCCUCGUCGAAGAACUGUUAAUCUCCAGGUUGCCAGCAUUAUCAGCUCUAGCAUCCAGCCUCUUCAUAUGUUGUCAGUGCUGAAACAUAUCGAGGAUAGGUUUGGUGCUGAGGAGCGGCUGUUGUGGGCUCACACUUAUAUGGAAAAAGGUUUCCUGGCUCUUGAGAAAGUGCUGGAAGACUUUGAUGGCAGAUAUGCCACAGGAGAAGAAGUCUACAUGGCAGAUGUAUUUUUGGCCCCGCAGGUUGCCAUGGCUACAGAGCGGUUUAAGAUUGAUAUGUCCAAGUUCCCCAGAUUAGGUAGGAUAUAUGAAUCACUGAAGACAUUGCCAGAAUUCCAAGCUGCAUCACCACAAAGACAACCUGAUGCUGUGCAUUAACUCCAGCUUUCUUCGUCCAAAGUCCAAAGUCCAAAGUCAGUUGAAAUUAAGUUCUUCUUUUGUUAAGUAAGUAAAGAUAUGUUCAUUGCCAUGGAAACACUUUGUACAUGAGAAGCAUAUCAGGCUUUUUGGUUUAAGCUGUUCAAUAAAAAAAAAGUGAUCCCAUCAAGGGUAUGUUUGGUUCAGCUUUCAAGUGCUUAAGCUUUUUUGAUACUAUUCAUGUUUUAUAAAUUAAAAUUUUUCUUUUAAAAAUUUACAUUUUUUAACUUUAAAAAGAUCUUAAACAGUAAAUUUUGAAAAGUUUCAAACAUCUGCUUUUUGAAAAUUUCAUUUUUACUCACUUUUUACUUUUUCUAAAAACAACUUUUAAAUUUUCAUUCAAUAAAAAAUUAAACUUAUAAAACAUGAAUAGUAUCAAAAAAGUUAAAGCACUUACGAGCUUCAUCAAACAUGCUCCAAAGUCCAAAUCUCCAUGUCCUAGCUUUUCCUCCAUUUUAACUUAUUAAGUAGAUUUUGGUGGUUGGCAACUACAAACUCUGCUAAAAAGCAUUUAGGGGACAGGAAACAAGCAUGCAGCGGUGAAGAGGAAGCAGGCUGAAGAAUGGAUGAAAGAUAAUUAAUAAAGAUGAGAGCAAAUG